CAAGUGAAUACCACGACAAGGGAAAAGGGAAGAGCGAUAACUUUUAAUGCAUUUUCACACUUAUUUUAUGGUGUGACUGCAAGGAUAUUUUUCUACAGCUUUAGGUAUUUGAUUUUUUGGGGAAUAAGCGCGUGUCACUUCUAUUGGACACAACGAAUGCAUACACCUGCGGAUUGUUGUAUAGCUACCAACCAAACAAUUGACAUAAAUGGCCUCACUACCCUUUAGAUGUGUCUUGGCUUUGGUUGUAAUGCAAGUGGUAUCGUCCUCUGGAGUGUUCGAGCUGAAAGUCCAUUCGUUCAACACUGCCCACCGCAUAUGCAGAAGGCAUAGAGACUGCCACAUAUUUUUCCGAAUUUGUCUAAAACACUCGGAGGACGUUAUCCAUGCGGAGCCACCAUGCACGUUUGGAACAGGACACACCAACGUCAUCCGCGCAGAUCAGACCUCGAUUUCCAGCAGCGCUCCAAUUAGAAUACCGUUCCAUUUCAAGUGGCCGGGAACAUUUUCACUGAUAAUUGAAGCAUGGAACGCAGAAACCCCUACAGAAUACACAGACAACCAAAACAACCUUGUCAGCCGCUUGGCAACCAGAAGAAGACUGGCCAUCGGCGAGGACUGGUCUCAAGACGUCCACUUCGGGGAGCAGAGCGAGCUGCGCUACUCCUACCACGUAUUCUGUGACGAGUACUACUUUGGCGAUAGCUGCGCCGAGUACUGCAGACCCCGCGACGACACUUUGGGCCACUACACCUGUGACGAGGAGGGGAACAAACACUGUCUGGAGGGCUGGAAGGGCAACUACUGUUCUGAUCCCAUCUGCUCGGCGGACUGCAGCGAGAGGCACGGCUACUGCGAGGCCCCUGGGGACUGCAAGUGCAGGAUGGGCUGGCAGGGGCCCUCAUGCAAUGAGUGUGUGCGUUACCCAGGCUGCCUCCACGGCACCUGCGGCCAGCCAUGGCAGUGUGACUGCAAGGAGGGUUGGGGCGGCCUCUUCUGUGACCAGGACCUCAACUACUGCACCAACCACCGGCCAUGUGCCAACGAUGCCACCUGCACCAACACAGGCCAGGGCAGCUACACCUGUACCUGCCGCCCGGGCUACAGCGGCACCAACUGUGAGCUGGAGACCAACGAGUGUGACAGCAACCCCUGCAAGAACGGCGGCAGCUGCAAUGACCUGGAGAACGACUACUCGUGCACCUGCCCCCAGGGCUUCUAUGGGAAGAACUGUGAGAUCAUUGCCAUGACGUGUGCCGACGGGCCUUGCUUCAACGGGGGCACCUGCAUGGAGACGCCAACGGGGGGCUAUACCUGCCGUUGCCCUCCCACAUACACCGGCUCCAACUGCGAGAAGAAACUAGACCGCUGCAGCAACAGCCCAUGUCUGAAUGGUGGUGAGUGUCUAGACCUGGGUCAGAGUGUGCUAUGCCGCUGCCGCUCUGGGUUUACCGGUGCCAACUGCCAGAUCAACAUCGAUGACUGUGCCUCAGUACCCUGCCAGAAUGCUGGCACCUGCCAGGACAACGUGGAUGACUACACAUGCUCGUGCACGUUGGGCUACGCCGGCAAGAACUGCAGUGUGCGUUCGGACGCCUGUGGCCGCGGUGCCAGCGCCCAGCCCUGCCAGAAUGGCGGCACCUGCUUCACCCACUUCACGGGUCCUGUGUGUCAGUGUCCGACAGGUUUCAUGGGACCUAGCUGUGAGUUCACGCUGCAGCUCAGCUUCCAGCCCGCUUCCCAAAUGACAAAUAAGCCUUCCUCCGCCACCCUCACCGCCUCUUGCAUCCUGGCGUUACUUGCCCUUGGCCUAGUGGCGGGCAUCGUGGUGCUGCGGCGGCACCGGCUGCGUAAUAGGAAGCAACUGAGCGACACAGCAGUGUUUAACGACCUAGAGACCGUGAUCAACCAUUUCCCUAGCGAGAGAGAGGCUUUCCUGGGGCCCAGUGGUCUGUUCAAGAUCAGCAAUAGCGACCCGCGCCUCAGCUUGGCAUCGCUUGUAUCGCUGAGCUCCCCAGACGACAGGACAGGCCGGGGACUUGGGGGUGAGCACCGUUCUCUCUCCCCUGGACAGGACUACCUCUGGAGGGGGGAGAGUGGGGCUGGGCUAAGAUGAGCCACUGGUCUGGACUCAAGAAGGACAGAAAGAGGAUACAGGACAGCCACUCACCUGGGAAGGGAGGGCGGGACAGAAAUAGGGAGGAAGAACAGGGGAUCGUCAGCACUUCAUUUUUCUCUUUUUAUGAAAUGAUAAGUGAAUGAAGAAAAGGACAAAUGCUACGAAUGGUUGGAUUCCUGUCAUCAUUUUUACGUUACAAAUUUAAACAAACAAAGAAAACAACAUGUUGGAAAACAACCUCUCGUCAUGAAGAACAACAGUAAGUGACCUCUUGAAGUUCGAGAACUUUAGGAAAUCUCCUCAGAGAAAGGUCUUCCACGUCAAAUAACCCAAAGAGACGACUACCAAUACCACAUGACCACUUACGUUGGACACUGACCUAUUUAUUAUUGCCCUUGCUGCAACACAGUCAUAUUCACCAAAUGACUCGAAGAACCAUUUAAACCAAAUACAGGAAGACUUAAUUCUCGGACCUGUAUGUUUUUGGAACACCAGCGCAUAAUAAUGACUUAUCAAUGACCUUCAAGGAGAGGAUAUAUUUUCUGGAUUGACUUCACUGUGUUUUUGUUUGUUUGCACAUUUCACCAGAACUCUAAUUUGAGCAAUUCCAAAAGAUAAAACAUAUUUUUGUCAUUGAAAAAUGUACUGUGAUUUCUUCUAACAUACAUACAUCAGUCGGUAUACCAUCAUUUUAUUUGUUAUUUAUUUAUUGUGUAAAAUGUUUGUCAAAUCUUCACCUUUUUUGCCACAAAUCCAGAGAUAUAUUUAUGUGAUCCUAAAUGACCAACCUGUAAUGGAUGUUCUGCAUCUUUGUGUGUUGCUGUGUAUUCUAAAAAGCCCAUGAAUACUCCAGGAAGAAACACAAAAUUGAUUUAUGACCUGAAAUCAAUGAACAUGUAACUUUGAUACACAGAUCUUGACAUAAGUAUUGCUGUUUCUGAAGAACAGCCAGUGUAAUUUUAUGUUCAUGCCAAAGUUUGUGUUUAGUCUGGCAUUUGCUCUCAAAAAAAUGUUUUGUUGUUGUGUUUGUAAUGUGUUGAAUAAAGAUUAUAAAAUCA
Molecule: messenger RNA, 3177 nt
Organism: Oncorhynchus tshawytscha (Chinook salmon)
Lineage: Eukaryota; Metazoa; Chordata; Actinopteri; Salmoniformes; Salmonidae
Product: delta-like protein B
Exons: 7
Coding region: 209-2116 (635 amino acids)
Biological process (GO): axon guidance; Notch signaling pathway; multicellular organism development
Cellular component (GO): membrane
Molecular function (GO): calcium ion binding
Source: RefSeq, a predicted model, not a curated record